CCACCCCCUCCUGCUGUAACCCCCUCCUGCUGUAACCCCUCCUGCUGUCACCCAUCCUGCUGCCACCCCUCCUGCUGCCACCCCUCCUGCUGCCACCCCUGCUGCCACCCCUCCUGCUGUAACCCCUCCUGCUGCCACCCCUCCUGCUGUAACCCCCUGCUGAUCUGCAACCCCUCCUGCUGUAACCCCCCUCCUGCUGUAACUCCCUCCUGCUGCCACCCCUCCUGCUGUAACUCCCUCCUGCUGCCACCCCUCCUGCUGUAA
Molecule: messenger RNA, 264 nt
Organism: Bolinopsis microptera
Lineage: Eukaryota; Metazoa; Ctenophora; Tentaculata; Lobata; Bolinopsidae
Product: keratin-associated protein 4-8-like
Cellular component (GO): keratin filament
Source: RefSeq, a predicted model, not a curated record